AUGAAAGUGUGGCGACUCGUAUCUCGAGUAAUUGCCUGGCAGGUCUUGACAGGAACUGGCUGCGCACAACUCAUCGGCAUACCAACCGUUCCCUAUCACCAAUCCUAUAGCACGCUCCCCUUGCAAAACAUCAAACACAUCGUUAUUGACCGGUGCUACGCAAACUACCGUGAUAAUAACGGCAGCACUCUCAUUCCACCCUCUCUACAAGACUUUGCAACCACCUUUGCCAAAGACUUACACGACACUCUUGGCAUCGACGCAAAAGUAGCUGUGCGCAGCAAACCUAGCCCCAAUAGCAUCUUUCUCACACUCGGCAAGGCCGGUAACUACAUUGAUGCGGCAGGGCGACCUACGUCUGAGGGAUACACCCUGUCUGCUAAUGCACACGGUAUUACUGUCACUGGUGCUUCUCCCCUCGGAGCCUGGUGGGGGACCCGGACUGUCCUUCAGCAAGCACUGCUACACAAUGGUACGAUUCCCAUUGGUAUUGGGACGGAUUCGCCUGGCUGGGGAACGCGCGGGAUGAUGCUCGACUGCGGAAGGCAUUUCUACCCCAAGGACUUUUUAAUCGAAAUGUGCAGCUACAUGUCCUUCUUCAAGCAAAAUACUUUCCAUUUGCAUCUCAGCGAUAACCUCUUUGCGUCAGAUAUAACGCCAAUUAACCUUGGCGAUGUAUACGCUCGUUUUCGCCUCUUCUCAGAUAGUCCCGCAGUCAAGGGGUUAAGCAACUUCGCCAACGAGUCGUAUACUCGGUCUGACUUUGACGAAAUACAAACCAAGUGUGCAGCAAGGGGCGUCACUAUUGUCCCUGAGAUUGAGGCACCAGGGCACGCACUUCCCAUUGUGCAGUGGCGGCCGCAGAUUGGGUUCAAAGGGGAUCUGACACUGUUAAACAUUUCGCACCCCGACACCAUACCCACCAUGAAGACAAUCUGGAAAGAAUUUCUCCCAUGGUUCCACAGCAAAUAUGUUUCCAUCGGGGCAGACGAGUACAGCGGCCCCGAAUACGACUACAAGAUGUUCGUCAAUAAACUGGCGUCUUUUAUAGGGGGUGAAUCAGGCAAGUCGAUCCGGAUAUGGGGCACUUUCCCACCCAAGAAGCAGAACGACAAUGACAUCGAGACGUUUCACAAUGUGACCAUGCAGCACUGGGCGUUUGGUUAUGGGAAUCCAAGGCAGAGUUACAUUGAUAGUAACUACAGUGUGAUUAACUCGGAUGAGAUGUUUUACAUUGUUCUUAAAUACGGGGGUUACGCUCGAACAAUUGAUAUCUCCAGAACUUUUACUGGGAAUCCAAGCAAUAAGGGGAAAUGGGAGCCGAACAUCUUCAGUCUGAAGAGGGCAGCUGAUAAUGUGGCCAGAGAGGAGAAACUGGUCAGGGGAGCGAUUGCGCCCAUGUGGAAUGACCAAGGGCCGAACGCGAGUGUGUAUUCGGAGGCGUACUAUGCGUGGAAGCAAGGGAUUCCGGCGCUGGCAGAUAAGCAGUGGGGUGGGAAUUUGACGAGCGAUCAGUACCCAGACGUAUUUGGGAGGUUAUUGGCCGCUAACAUCCCGGGGGAGAAUCUAGAGAGGAGGAUCAAGUCAAAGGGCAGCGUGAUAUUCAACUACACCGACUUCUCUACUGGCGGUGGGAAAGUCAAAGAUUCUUCGCCAAACGGAUACAACGCUUCCACGGACUGCCGCUCAAGUCGCCAAUCGCUCCAAGUCACGCCGUCAUGCAGUCUAACUAUGCCGCUGUCCUCCAAGGGAAGAAACUACACGCUUAGCAUCUCGCUCAAGUUAAACAAGUUGCCUGAUCCAAACAAUACGACGCUCCUGUCGGGUGAGGAUUCGGCGCUGAUGCUCACUCCUAACAUUACGCUCUUCGCUUCGGGCAAUUACUAUAGAUUGAAUAGGACGGUGGAGUUGGGGAAGUGGCUGGCCUUGAAGGUUGUUGCUCGUGGUGCGCAUACGUAUGCUUCCGUGGCGGGGGAUGGGAAGGAGAACGAGUUUUUGGCGGGUAUUUCGAAUGGAAAGGGGACAGUGUGGAAGGAGAUUGCGAUUGAAGCGCCCAUUAGGAGGGUUGGGGGGUGGGAGGGCGAGUUGAGAGGGUUAGUGUUAAGUGGUGAGGCUUGA
Molecule: messenger RNA, 2118 nt
Organism: Pochonia chlamydosporia 170
Lineage: Eukaryota; Fungi; Ascomycota; Sordariomycetes; Hypocreales; Clavicipitaceae
Product: beta-hexosaminidase
Exons: 2
Coding region: 1-2118 (705 amino acids)
Biological process (GO): carbohydrate metabolic process
Molecular function (GO): beta-N-acetylhexosaminidase activity
Source: RefSeq, a predicted model, not a curated record